Anisakis simplex (herring worm) is the source of this 222-nucleotide messenger RNA. NCBI's taxonomy places the organism in Eukaryota, Metazoa, Nematoda, Chromadorea, Rhabditida, Anisakidae. The record is from the annotation of a GenBank genome assembly.
GAGAAUCUGCGUCGUGCACUGCGUCAGCAACGAGCUCAUCCGCCGAUUGAUGUUGAGACGUUCUUCGGUGCCGUGGCAGCGCCGGAUCUGGAGAAGCUUUUCUCGAAGAGUCGAACGCGUUAUCGUCAGCGAACCUCAUCAGCGGUUUGGUCAUCACCGUUAUCGAAUCCGACCAAAGGAACAAGUAAAUACUUCGCAAUUGAAACUGCGAAUCGACGGUAA